GGAGGAAAAGGGACAUGGGGAGUGCGAUUUUCCUCUGGAAGACAUUUUUCAGGAAACAAAAUUACCUCGAAAGGCGAUGUUAAGGCAGCUAUAUUAGCAGGUUCAGUUUACGGGGCCUCAUACUGGCAGAGACGUUUCAGUUUCAGGUCAAAGGGGGAUUUGCCAGAAGUCUGCUACAAUGACAAAUAUGAUAAAAAUAAUUUGACCAAUGUAUCAUAUGUGGGACGGUUUAUUUGCCCGACAGACGACACUAUGGGUAAUGACCACACCUACUGCUGCGGUGAAGAGGGGCAACAGUACUGCUGUACAUUCUGGGAUGAUUUAGGACGCGUACAUUGGGCCGUAUCGGGAAUUUUAGUUUUGGUUGGUGUUUUCAUGAUUGCUUGCGUCUACUGUCACGAGUACUAUUUCUGCCAUUGCUUUUUCAUUCCUAAUAAAUUUAUUAAACUGAACCUGCGUUCUUCAUCCCCGCUUGGUUACAUUUGGCGUCGCCGGGAACUAAAGCAAUGGCUAGUGGUGACAACGGAGAAUUUCAUGUAA
Messenger RNA from Saccostrea cuccullata (small rock oyster), 540 nucleotides. RefSeq lists its product as uncharacterized. The record is from RefSeq and is a predicted model, not a curated record. The annotation marks the transcript as partial. The transcript is spliced from 4 exons. NCBI's taxonomy places the organism in Eukaryota, Metazoa, Mollusca, Bivalvia, Ostreida, Ostreidae.